AUGGCAGAAACGGGCCCUUUCACGAGUAGUACGGCAUUUUGUACCAAGUGUGGCUCUAUUUUACCUUUACUACAAGAAUUUGGUUCUGUUAAGUGUUAUGCAUGUAAAGCUGUUUAUGAUCCUGAUAGUUUUGGUAACAUAAAGUUAAAUUAUACUAUACAUUUUAAUACCAUCUCAUCUCUAAAUAAUGAUAAUAUACUAAAUCUGGACAAUCCGGAAGGUCCAGUGGUAGAGCGAAAAUGUCCUAAAUGUGGUAAUGAUAGAAUGUCAUAUGCAACUUUACAAUUAAGAUCAGCAGAUGAAGGCCAAACAGUAUUUUACACAUGUGUUUCCUGCAAAUAUAAAGAAACAGAAAAUUCA
Messenger RNA from Brenthis ino (lesser marbled fritillary), 360 nucleotides. The record is from the annotation of a GenBank genome assembly. NCBI's taxonomy places the organism in Eukaryota, Metazoa, Arthropoda, Insecta, Lepidoptera, Nymphalidae.